GUUUAUAAAAACGAACGGCCCGUAGUGUUCGGUCAGCAAUUAAAGCUCACAAAUCAAAGCCAAAACAAAGCGAAAAACAUAAACAUUUGUCAAGUGACAGCCAGCAAGCUAAAAAGCAACUAAACGCCCUAGUGAUUUAAGUUCGUAGGGGCAGUGUGAUACAAUAAGUGUCUAAAUUUAACGUGUGACUCUCUGAAACUGAGUAAACUUUUGGCAGCCAAACAAGAAGAAUCCACGCAAAAGCAGCAGCAACAACAACUAGAACAGAAUUCGGGCAAUGUCAUUGGAAGAUCUCAAAUCCCAGUUGCGCCGUCAUCCAAAGCUUGUGGGCCUGGGCGGAGUGGGCCUGCUGACCGCGGCCGGUUUCUUGCUCUACGAGUCACCACAGGUGCGCCGUUUCCUUUCUCGCUAUGUGGACACCAAAACACCGGAGCCGGAUAAGCGGCGUUCCGAGUACAUCUACAUCAAGUAUCACAUCUAUCGCGAGUCUAUGCGCAAGCUAAUGCAGAAGCAGGAAGACGAAAAGAAGUGGAUAAAUGUGAUCAUAAAUCCCAUUGGCAAAUGGUGGAAGACGGCCAAGCAUUCGGUGGCCUGGCGUCUCCUAAACAUCGCUCAAAAUGGAACCCAACCGGAGCGGCUGAAGGCGGUGCAGCAGCUUGUUUGCAUGGAUCACCUCAAGGACUGGGACUUUAGACAUUUGGCGCAGAUUUGCGAUGCCCGUACGGCCGUCUCUCUUGCAAGAUGUGGCGCCGAUACGCGCUGGUUUAUGCCCGUCCACCGGCACGGUUGCAUUAAGAAUCCCAAGAUGCUUUUGUCGGAGCUGCAUUUGAUGCUCAACCGGCUGCGACCCAUGUCCUGCGUGGAUCACUUCUUUAGCAAAUACUUCCCCGAACAAGAUCCAAUUGAGGACCUCCACGAAUACAUGACCCAGGAGCAGACCAUUGUUCUAUCCACGGCUGACACAGAUUUACUUAAGGAAAUCAUCUCGUUCCUGCAUCACAUCAGCAAGGAUCCCCAAGUCUCGGCAAAUAUUAUUAAAGACGGUGGCCUCGUGCACCUCAUGGAGCUGCGUAAAAUAUUCAGCGACGAUAACGAGACCCUGUCGACCCUUUGUAAAGUUCUGGCCAACAUAUCCGUAGUGCCUGAUGCCGUGGAGCACUUCUUCGCCUCCGGCUGGAUUGGAGUUCUGGCUGAAUGGCAGCAGUGUCAGGAUCUACGGCUGCAAGUGAUCUCGGCCAAGACGAUGGCCAAUCUAGAUCACGACGAUCCCAAUCAGUGCACGUAUCCGCCGAAUGUAUAUCCGCUGCAUCCACGUGUUCGCACCCGCAGGAAGCCCAAGGCAGACAUCGUCUUCGUCCAUGGACUGUUGGGUGGUGUGUUUAUUACAUGGCGGCAGCGCGAUAAGAAGCAGCCCACAGAGCUGGGCCUUUAUGGUAAAAAUGCCUUCUACACCAGCGAAGCGGAUGAUGUGUUCCUAGUUGGUGAGCAGAAGCGUAUGAAUGGCAAGCAGCGCAAGCAGCAGGUUCCCCCACAAGACAACGCUCAGACGGAAGCAAUCAAAGAUCCCGUCUUGAAAGCCAGCAAGAAAGUGGAGGAACGGCGCCUGAAUAUUAGCGAUGAUGCUACCAAAGAAUUCGUGGAGACGCUAAGAAGUGAAGCCGAAUUGGAAUCCGAUUGGGAGGUGGUCCAUCCCGAUGUGCCUCUCAAUGCGAAUGAGAACUGUGCUGGCGACUUCAGUGUGUCGGGCAACGAGUGGCGCAACCAGGACACCAGCGAUGAGUACACCAACUGCUGGCCAAUGGAGUGGCUGCCAGAUGACUAUCCCGAUUCCAGAAUUAUUGGAAUCGAUUAUACGUCAGCGGUCACAGAGUGGUCGGCAAAUUUCACCAAAUACUGCCCGUGUGAGAAGGGCCAGGGUCACAUCGAUGUCAGGGCCACCACACUGCUAGAGCGGAUCGUUGCCUCAGAUGUCGGCAACGGACGACCGAUCGUCUGGAUCGGACAUUCCAUGGGAGGCCUACUCACCAAGCUAAUGCUACUCAAAUCUGUGGACUCACAGGAGCCCAAGGUCCAACAGUUGGCCAAGAAUACCAAGGGCAUUGUGUUCCUGGGCACACCGCACAGAGGCUCACCGAUUGCAAAAUGGAAGCAGCACAUGCAAAUGAUACUCUCGCCCUCCAUCGAGGUGAAGGAGAUGGAGGAGAACUCGCCAAAAUUGCUCGAGAUGCACCGCCGAUUCAUGGGCUGCCUGCACACAUUCCUUCGCGAUGUCAAGGUCGUCAGCGUGGCCGAAGGAACACCCACAAUGCUUACCACAUUCAAGUUUCCGCUGCGCAUUGUCACCGAGGAAUCCGCUCGGAUAGAUUUCGGAGACUUCUAUUUAAUGAAGGAUGACCACUUGAGCCUCUCAAAACCAAUUUACAGACAAUCGUUCCUGUACCAACGGCUAUUGCAUGUUAUCCACGAGGCUGUCAUGGAGAGAUCGGAUCCAAAGGAUCAAGAUGCCCAAUCGCAAUCCGCUCCAAGUCAGGAAGUGGUACUCACGAACAUUGUAGCAGCUCUGCUGAAGGGAGCCAAGGGCCUGUUUGAAUCGCUGCCCAUUGUCGCCCUCAGAUUUAGCACUUAGGGAAUGGGCUAUCUUAAAAGGAAACCCCAAAUACGCGCCUGUACCUUAAUAGUAUCCCAGCUUAGCCUUUAAGGACGUAAAAAUAUUAAGUAUUAAAUCUCACCGCCCCAUAUCACACGCAAAGAUAUCCAAAUCCAGAUGUAUAUACAACGCUCGCAUGUAGCUUCUUACGAACGACGAAUCCUAAUUUAUUUACCUUAGUCAACGACUCAAAAUGAUUUAAUAAAAAAAUGGUCUAUAUUUAUACUAA
Drosophila serrata is the source of this 2876-nucleotide messenger RNA. Its product is annotated as protein SERAC1. The record is from RefSeq and is a predicted model, not a curated record. Lineage: Eukaryota; Metazoa; Arthropoda; Insecta; Diptera; Drosophilidae.